AUGAUGCAGUUAACUGAAGUGAUUUCAAAUCUAACAAAAAGAAGAACUACAGGAAGUGAUGACAGUACCACUGCUAAUAAUAAUGAACAAGAAGAUAUGGAUGAAUUUGUGGAUGCAGUAGAUGUGUUUUACGAAGAAAGCGAAAGUGAUAUCUAUGAUGAUAAUGUUCAGUGUAUUGUUGCUGAAAAUGAUGAUAUGAUCGAGAAGGAUGAGAUAUUACAUGAACUUGGAUUGAUGCUCAAUUCUACAUUAGCAAGCGAUUAUGAUGGAGCUAAUGUUGCACGUUUAAAUGCUCAUUUCUUUAAUGAUUGGAAAAUUUUGCUGGAAAGACAGGCAAUUGAACUUGGUUUCCCUGGUCUUGAAGAACUACUCAAAUCAGAAUACAUGAGAGAUUACGUGGAACAAAUAUCGUCAGUUAAUGGUGUUGCUAUUUACGGAGCUGUCUCUAAACCUUCCAAUGAACAUAUUCUUCGGAGAGUUGCUGAUUGCAAAUUAAGCGAGGCUCAGAGGGCUGAAAAACGACGAAUACAGAGAUUGCUGGAGCUGAAAAACCCUGAAAAUUCACGAAAUUUUCUAGAGGGUAAACGUCGAAUUCUGCAAAUUUUGCUGGAUUUGAAGGCAUAUGAAAUGGAAUUUGAUUAUCAAACUAUCCGGGACGAAUAUAUGAAACGUUACAGUACUAGUUUGAAUGCUGCGGAGCACCAACGAUUAUUCAUGAAUAAAUCGGCGUUGAAAAACUUUUUGAGAGUUUUUUAUCGAGAAGUUAUUUUAAUUAAUGACAGUCCCAUUCGAAUAAGACUCAGAAGUCCGGAUAUAAAAAUACCGGAAGAAAUAACAGAAGAUCUUCGUUUGUUAGCAAUUCCGUUUGUUAGCAAUUUGGAUCGAUCAUCUAUAUUGAACAUUGUAGACAAAGGAACAGUAAAAUAUUCAGAAGAUGUUAUCGCCUCUGGUGAAAGUAUUUCGAAGAAACAAACAAUGGAUAAAGAAACGAACAGUGAAGAUAGACAAGUAAACAGUGCGAGGCAUAAUGGGAAUGCUGAUGAGAUUAAUAACGUGAUGCUUCAUCAUAUACCUAAAACGUGUAUGCCAGCUGAUACGAGUAAAAUAAUAAGUAUUCAAAAAAAUGAUCAUGAUAAAACACAUCGAAAAUCAUUGGAAUCAGUCAAUUUGAGUGAGGAUAAAUAUACGGGUGAUGAAGAAUCUCCUGAUAGUAGUGAUUCGGAAGUAAAAAGUUCUAAAAAGUACCAAAGAAAGAAAUCUAGAAGGAACUUAAAUACAUUCAAUAUGCCUUCAAUAUCUUCAAAGCAGUCAGUAAAACGUCUGCCGAUUGGUGAACGUUCCUUGCAUCAAUCACUCAAUUAUUCCCAUCUUCCAGAGCGUAAUCCGUUCUCAUCAUCGUCUAUUAGUUUUAGCAAUAAAAGUUCAGCAGGAUUGAUUCAGAGGCAGUAUUCUUCGCAGUUAGUUGCUAAUAACAAACAAUAUAGUGAAGAAUAUCAUGGAACACAGUCAUCUGGAUAUCAUGAUUUUGUUCAAUUUGAUCGUACCCAAGAGGAGGUGAGUAAACUACCGUAUGGGUCAUACAGUGUUCCUGAUUCUACCAGUAGUCAAUGCAUUUCACGUCAAGUAAAUGACAUUGGCAAUCAUCGCAAUUCGAAUGAGAAUUUUGAAAAGCCAUCUGCAAAUCAUUCGGACCAAAAUAGUUGGACAACAUCUGUGCAACAAAUGCAGCCUCAUACACAGAGUCGAUUUCAGGAAUAUAAUCGGGGUUAUCCUGACGAUUGUACAGUGUUGAGAAGCAUUCCAUCGAACAAGUUUUUUUCUCAUCUUCCUAAUAAAGAAGUUUCACAGUUGUCAAAACAAACACAAACUGAUGAAGACUGGUUGGAAAACUUAUUUGAUGAAUUGGGAUGCUAUAAUUCGAGCAGGAACCCACUACAAAAACUAGUGAAAGUGAUAAAAUUACUGUUGGAUAUACGAUCUCCAAAUCCAGUUUUGCUCUCAGCAUUACCGCAGCUUGUUGGCUCAUUUUACGGUACUCCGCUAAAUCCAGCAGAAGAUCAGAAUUAUCGGAAGACAUGGCGAGAAAUUGUGAGAGAUUAUUGUAGUGCAGAAAUACUUAUUGCACCGUUACCGAAUGGUGAGGAAAUAUUGAUUAAGAAAUAA
Brugia malayi is the source of this 2163-nucleotide messenger RNA. RefSeq lists its product as uncharacterized. Lineage: Eukaryota; Metazoa; Nematoda; Chromadorea; Rhabditida; Onchocercidae. The record is from RefSeq and is a predicted model, not a curated record. The coding region runs from base 1 to 2163 and encodes 720 amino acids. The transcript has 20 exons.